Messenger RNA from Pleuronectes platessa (European plaice), 804 nucleotides. RefSeq names its product low choriolytic enzyme-like. The transcript has 8 exons. NCBI's taxonomy places the organism in Eukaryota, Metazoa, Chordata, Actinopteri, Pleuronectiformes, Pleuronectidae. Gene Ontology annotation, molecular function: metalloendopeptidase activity; zinc ion binding. Gene Ontology annotation, biological process: proteolysis. The coding region runs from base 1 to 804 and encodes 267 amino acids. The record is from RefSeq and is a predicted model, not a curated record.
AUGGACUUUAAAACCAGCAUCUCUCUGCUUCUCCUGCUGCUCCUGGGCUGCUGCAAAGCUCACGAUGAAAAUGAUCUUGGUGCUGAUAAUGACACCUCAGUGGACAUGUCUGACACGGAGGACAUUACCGCAACUAUUCUAAGAAUGAACAAUGGCUCUACUGAUUUUCUGAUGGAAGGAGAUGUGAUGAUCCCAAGGACUAGAAACGCUAUGAAGUGUUACUCAAAAAAAUACUCCUGUCUGUGGCCAAAGUCUACCAACGGGAACGUGGUGAUCCCUUUCCUUAUAAGCGGAAAAUACUACGGCUCUGAGAAGAGAGAGAUUCUGAACGCCCUGCAGGACUUUGAACGGAGAACCUGCAUUCGCUUUGUCACACGUACUAGGCAGAGAGCGUACUUGAGUUUUGAACCAAGAAAUGGCUGCGCCUCUUUACUGGGUACUGUUGGAGACAAGCAGGUGGUGUCACUGCAGAGGUCCGGCUGCAUCCAACGCGGCAUCAUCCAGCACGAGGUCCUGCACGCGCUCGGCUUCUACCACGAGCACACUCGCAGCGACCGCGACCAGUACGUCAAAAUCAACUGGGAGAACAUAGACAAGUAUAAUUUUAUCAACUUUCGAAAGAUGGACACGGACAACCUCAACACUCCAUAUGACUACACCUCUGUGAUGCACUAUGGAAGAACUGCCUUUGGAAGAAGAGCGGAAACCAUCACCCCAAUCCCCAAUAGAUCUGUUGCCAUCGGCCAGAGAAGCGGCAUGUCCCGCAUCGACAUUCUGAGGAUCAACAGGCUCUACAGGUGCUGA